GUGUGUAUGAGUGUGUGUAAGACUGGAGAAGGAGGCACAGGGAAUGUGAGAGUCGACCUACUGUGCAAUACUUAGCAGCUUGUAUUUCACUUACAAGACAGGGAGGAGUAGCUGAGGAUCUUAAGUGCGGAAGGAACAUGACCAAAUCUGUCAAGAGCUCUCAUUCGUGUGACACUGAAUGGUAAUAACUUGAAAAUAGGAAUCUGGAGGCAGGUGGCUCAUGUUUGGAGGCAGUUGCCGUAACCUGGACGAGAACUGAGGAGGACCUGAACUGGAAAGCACGGGAGUGAAGAUGAGGGGACCUGUUAUGAAGAAUAGGAACACACCCUGCAGCACCAGGGGUGGGGGGGCCCAUGGGAGGAACUCGUCAAAGUGUCCCGGCAGAGCCCCGGAGGCAAUGACCGUGUGAGCGCCAGGUGGUGUAAGGCCACCCCAGAGCCAGACCAUGGCUGCCGCCGUGGAGCUAGAGACCCAGGACCUUUGGGAAGAAGAGGGGAUUCUAAUGGUGAAACUGGAAGAUGACCCUCCCUGUGGGCCGGAGCCUGUCUUACAGAGGGAUGACCCCGUGCACGAGACCUCCCACCAGAACUUCCGUCGCUUUCGCUACCAGGAAGCAGCAAGCCCUCGAGAAGCUCUCAUGCGACUCCGAGAACUUUGCCAUCAGUGGCUGAGGCCAGAGAGGCGGACGAAGGAGCAGAUCCUGGAGCUGCUGGUGCUGGAGCAGUUCCUCACGGUGCUGCCCGGAGAGCUGCAGAGCUGGGUGCGCGGCCAGCGGCCAGAGAGCGGCGAGGAGGCUGUGACGCUGGUGGAGGGUUUGCAGAAACAGCCCAUGAGACCAAGGCGGUGGGUGACGGUCCAUGUUCAUGGCCAGGAAGUCCUGUCAGAAGAGACAGCGGCUGCAGGAGCAGAGCCUGAGUCACCUGGGGAGCUUCAGGACCCUGUGCAGGCCUCCCCACCUGAGGAGGCCCAGGAGGAGACCCCACCGAGCCCAAAUCUGGGGGAGCCACAGGAGCAGAGCCCGGGCCGCGAGUCGCAGUUGCAGCCCCUGCAGGAGAGCGAGGUUCCAGUGCUCCAGCUCCCAGACCUUCCUGAGGAGAGGAACUCUGGAAACGCAGAUAUGGUUGCCCUCCUGACAGCUCUGUCCCAGGGAUUGGUAACUUUCAAGGAUGUGGCCGUGUGCUUCUCCCAGGACCAGUGGAGUGAUUUGGAUCCAACACAGAAAGAGUUCUAUGGAGAAUACGUCUUGGAAGAAGACUGUGGAAUUGUGGUCUCCUUGUCAUUUCCAAUCCCCAGACUAGAUGAGACCCCCCAUGGAAGAGAGGAAGAGCCUCUGGUCCCGGAAAUCCCAGGGCCUCAGGAGCCUCAAGAACCAGAAAUCCUGAGCUUUACCUACACAGGAGACAGGAGUGAAGAUGGGGACCAAAGUCCUGAGCAAGAAGAUCCGAACGUGGAAGACGUCAGCAGGUCUGUUCUGGGAGAUCCAGAAAUUCACCAGACUCCAGACUGGGAAAUAGUCUUUGAGGGUGAUCCAGGUAGACUGAAUGAAAGAAGAUUUGGUACAAAUAUUUCUCAAGUUAAUAGUUUAACAAAUCUUCAGGAAACCAUGCCUCUCCACCCCUUGUUAGGGAGACAUCAUAACUGUCCUGUCUGUGGAAAAAGCUUCACUUGUAACUCCCACCUUGUCAGGCACCUGCGGACUCACACGGGGGAGAAACCCUAUAAGUGUAUGGAGUGUGGAAAAAGUUACACACGGAGCUCCCACCUUGCCAGGCACCAAAAGGUUCACAAAAUGGGCGCUGCUCAUAAACUUCCUGUGAACCGGAGGAGCCUGGACGAGACCUCCCCUCUGGUCCAGACUAAGAGAACUCAACCUGUUGAGAAACCCUACAGAUGUGACGACUGCGGAAAACACUUCCGCUGGGCUUCGGACCUCGUCAGGCAUCAGAGGACACAUACAGGAGAAAGACCCUUCUUCUGUACUAUUUGUGGCAAAAGCUUCAGCCAGAAAUGUGUGCUGACGACACACCAAAGAAUCCACCUGGGAGGCAAGCCCUACUUGUGCGGGGAGUGUGGCGCGGACUUCAGCGACCACAGGCGGUACCUGGCGCACCGGAAGACUCACUCGGCCGAGGAGCUGCAUCUCUGCAGCGAGUGCGGCCGGUGCUUCAGCCAUCGCGCCGCAUUUGCCAAGCACCUGCGAGGACACGCCUCGGUGCGGUCCUGCCGGUGCAACGAGUGUGGGAAAACCUUCAGUCGGCGGGACCACCUCGUCCGGCACCAGAGAACACAUACUGGCGAGAAACCAUUCACGUGCCCUACCUGUGGAAAAAGCUUCAGCAGAGGCUAUCACUUAAUCAGGCAUCAGAGGACCCACUCAGACAAGACCUCCUAGCUAGUUGCCCAUGGAAAGAAAGCUGCCUUCACCCAGGGAUGGACUAGGAGAGGCUGUCUUGUCAGCCUGGGAGGAUUUUUUCUAGGGAGUCUCCCUGACUUGCCCAGAUCUGCAUAGCCUCUGCCCACAGCUAAUGAAAACCCCCCGGGCAGAACCUCUCAAACUUCUUUAACUCCUUGAGGGGAAUUUUUGCUCAAGGACAUCCUGAAUCGAGGCUCCUCCUUGACAGGAGUGCCCCAGCCUCCGCACCUCGUGGUUGUUAAGUAGGGGAAUGAGAAGACAUGAGAGGUUGUGGUUAUUACCUUUCCCCCAGGAUAGGCUGUUAUGUACCCUAAAGACUACUUAAUAGCCUCAAGCUUAAAGUGGCCCAGGCCAACCCCUUAGGUUGGGUAAGGGACCAGCCUUUAGGAUUCUGUCCUUACCAGGCUCAGAUCUUAAAGCGUACAGCCCUGAACUCAAGGCAGGAGAUUCGCAUCCUGAUGGCCUUGCCACACGUUGACAGGAUAACUACAGCUCUCUCACUGAUCCACUCCCCCGUGGUGGGGAUAGGGGAGAGAAGUGUUUGAUGCUGAAAACCUCGAGGCCGCCGUCAAAAUGAUACCAGGUGCCAGACACUGCUAGGAAGGAGGACGUCGUCAGAAGCGUCUUUCCUUGUGGGGUUUCUCCCUGUUAGAACACUCAAUGCCUCCCCUUAAUUCCAUUCUACCAGCCUCUUGGUUUUGUCCCUAGCACUUCUACUACAAGUCAGAUGUAGCAUUUGGGUGCUGAGAGAGUCAGUAAGGCAUAAUUAAAUCAUGAAACAAUUUACAUUCCCACAUACGUACAAGCCCACCCAUCCCACCCUCUGCAUGGGCUUGUGAGGGAAUUUUGGAAUAGUGUCAGCUCACAGAGGCACUAGAAUAAUUAUAGAAUCAUGAUUGACUAAGUCACUUCAUUUACAUGAAGAAAACUGGAGAAGACCUGAGAUGGUUAUGGAAAAGUUAAGAAAGAUCUAUGGCUGCUGGCUAAGGUUAUCAAGACUAUUUUCCUGAUACCCAGCACCCCAAAUCCCUGCCUCGGUUCUCUGAUACCAGAGAAAGUUGUGAACCCCAGCAAUUGGGACCCUGAAGAAUUUACCAGGAGUAAAUGGCUUUCAUGUA
Messenger RNA from Manis javanica (Malayan pangolin), 3531 nucleotides. It is a transcript of the gene ZNF202, whose product is annotated as zinc finger protein 202. Gene Ontology annotation, molecular function: RNA polymerase II cis-regulatory region sequence-specific DNA binding; DNA-binding transcription factor activity, RNA polymerase II-specific. The record is from RefSeq and is a predicted model, not a curated record. NCBI's taxonomy places the organism in Eukaryota, Metazoa, Chordata, Mammalia, Pholidota, Manidae. Gene Ontology annotation, biological process: regulation of transcription by RNA polymerase II.